Molecule: messenger RNA, 2256 nt
Organism: Eutrema salsugineum
Lineage: Eukaryota; Viridiplantae; Streptophyta; Magnoliopsida; Brassicales; Brassicaceae
Product: DEAD-box ATP-dependent RNA helicase 12
Exons: 10
Coding region: 452-1909 (485 amino acids)
Biological process (GO): P-body assembly; cytoplasmic stress granule assembly
Cellular component (GO): cytoplasmic stress granule; P-body
Molecular function (GO): ATP binding; RNA helicase activity; mRNA binding
Source: RefSeq, a predicted model, not a curated record
CGCCCUAACAAGGACGCCGGAGAGCGUAUUCGUCACUUUGUAUUGCUUUCUUCUGUAAACAAAACCACACAAAAUUUCCUGAGAAAUCCCAUUUUUUUUGCUACUCUCUCUCAGUUUCUCCGUUUGCGCUUUCUCUUCUCCGGUUUACGAAUAAUCAAAUCGGAACUCUCGAUUCGCUUUCUUCUCCGUUCUUUGGCCGACCGGUUUGUGGUUUAUUUGAACAUUCCGAUCUUUCCCUGAGUUCCACGAUCAGUUUCUUAAAACCCUAGUUUUUGAACGAACAUUCUCUCUCUCUCUCUCUCUCUCUCUCUCUCUCUCUCUUUUACUUCGGAUAAUCGCAGACUCUUCGCUCCUAGGUUUCUAGAUUACGGCGGUUUUCUUUUUCAUUCUAGUGGUUUUGAGUUUUGUAAAAGGUAUUCGGUAGAUUUAGGUUUUGUAGAGAUCGAGAGAGAUGAACAACAGAGGAAGAUAUCCACCUGGACUUGGAACGGGUCGUGGAGCGGCGCCGAAUCCCGAUUAUCAGUCGUAUCGGCAGCAACCUCAAGCUCAGCAUCACGUUCAACGCGGUCAACCGCAGAACCCUCAGCAGUUUCAGCUGCAGCAACAGCAGCAACAACAAUGGUCAAGACGCGCUCAGCUUCCUGGAAACGCCAAUGAGGUCCAGAAGACGUCUCAGCCCGUAGCUACCAGCGAUCCUAAUGGCCAGGAUUGGAAGGCAACGUUAAGGCUCCCACCUCCCGAUACUCGUUAUCAGACAGCGGAUGUGACAGCUACAAAAGGAAAUGAAUUCGAAGAUUACUUUCUGAAAAGAGAUCUGCUCAAGGGAAUUUAUGAAAAGGGUUUUGAAAAGCCAUCUCCUAUUCAAGAAGAGAGCAUUCCAAUUGCUUUAACUGGUAGUGAUAUUCUUGCUAGAGCCAAAAACGGCACUGGAAAGACUGGAGCCUUCUGCAUUCCCGUCCUCGAGAAAAUCGAUCCAAAGAACAAUGUUAUUCAAGCCAUGAUUCUAGUCCCAACACGAGAGCUGGCCCUACAGACAUCACAGGUUUGCAAGGAGCUUUCUAAAUAUCUGAAUAUCCAAGUUAUGGUCACCACUGGCGGUACCAGUCUGAGAGAUGAUAUCAUGCGAUUACACCAACCUGUACAUCUGCUGGUUGGAACUCCUGGAAGAAUAUUGGAUCUUACAAAAAAGGGAGUGUGUGUUUUGAAAGACUGUACAAUGCUUGUAAUGGAUGAGGCCGACAAGCUUUUGUCUGCAGAAUUCCAACCUUCUCUAGAGGAAUUGAUACAGUUUCUGCCACAAAAUCGUCAAUUUUUGAUGUUUUCCGCUACAUUUCCUGUAACUGUGAAGGCUUUUAAGGAUCGACAUCUCCGGAAGCCCUACGUUAUCAAUCUCAUGGAUCAACUCACGCUUAUGGGUAUCACGCAGUUUUACGCUUUUGUCGAAGAGAGACAGAAGGUUCACUGCCUCAACACACUUUUCUCUAAGCUGCAAAUCAACCAAUCGAUAAUCUUUUGCAACUCUGUCAAUCGCGUGGAACUGUUGGCUAAGAAAAUUACAGAACUUGGUUAUUCAUGCUUCUACAUUCAUGCGAAGAUGGUUCAAGAUCAUAGGAACAGAGUGUUCCAUGAGUUCCGCAAUGGUGCUUGCAGAAAUCUCGUUUGCACUGAUCUGUUCACUCGUGGAAUUGACAUUCAAGCUGUGAAUGUAGUGAUUAACUUUGAUUUUCCUAGGACUUCCGAAUCAUACCUACACAGGGUGGGUCGAUCAGGACGGUUUGGACACCUUGGGUUGGCUGUGAAUUUGGUAACAUAUGAGGACCGUUUCAAAAUGUAUCAGACUGAGCAAGAACUUGGCACUGAAAUCAAACCAAUUCCUUCUCUUAUCGAUCAAGCAAUCUACUGCCAGUAAACUUGUAACCGCACAAGAAAUGUUUCCACCCGACGAGACACAGUGUCGAUGAAAAUGGUGUUUCUCAAGCUAGGAGGAGAUGAGGGAACUGAUAUUUGGCGGUUCAUGUAUAGACUCGUUGCAGAGACGAACCAGAGUGGUUUGGUUCGGUUUCGUUUCUAAUCUCUCUCUAGACUUUAUUUCGUGGUUCCAUGAAACCUUUUACGUUGCACUUAUCUUUGACCGGUACUUCGUAAUAAACCGACUAAUAAUGAAGAUACAACAGAUGACUCUCCUCCUUUUAUUUUUUCGUUGGGUUUUAUUUCAAUGACUAUGGGUUUUUAGCCCAUUUAGGGAUCUCCGUAUCA